CUCUGUACUCUAUGGUUCAAAACUUAACCAUACAUUCACUGGAACCGCAGUAUUAAUUUGUUGGUAUUUAAAAUAAAAUUAAUAUAAGGUGUCAUUAAAUUUUAAUAAAAACAAAUUGUUCUUCAAUACUAGUUUAAUUAGUGGAAUGGGCGAUAGAGAUUGGCGCCCCUUUGUUUAUGGAGGACUCGCAAGCUGCGUUGCAGAGUUUGGAACGUUUCCAAUUGAUCUCACGAAAACUAGAUUGCAAAUUCAAGGACAAGUACUUGAUAAAAAACAUGCUGUUCUCAAAUACACAGGAAUGGUAGAUUGUAUGGUUAAGGUAGCUAAACAAGAGGGUUUCAAAGCUUUGUAUAAUGGAAUUUGGCCAGCAGUUCUUCGACAAUCAACUUAUGGAACUAUCAAGUUUGGAACUUAUUAUUCCUUGAAAGACGUUAUUUUAAAAUAUAAUAAUGAAUAUGAACCAUUCAUGGUGAGUUUAUUCUGUGCUGUGAUUGCUGGAGCAGUAUCUAGCGCUAUAGCUAAUCCUACAGAUGUCUUAAAAGUUCGCAUGCAAGUUCAGGGUAGAUCUAGGAAUGUAAAUCUAGUCGAAUGUUUCAAGGAAGUUUACACUCAAGAAGGAAUCUCAGGACUUUGGAGAGGAGUUACACCAACAGCUCAAAGAGCUGCUGUUAUUGCUGCAGUUGAGCUGCCAGUAUACGACUUCUGUAAGAGUAGACUCCUUAGUGUUUUUGGUGACAGUGUGGCAAAUCAUUUUUUGUCUAGUCUAGUGGCCAGUUUGGGAAGUGCAGUAGCAUCUACACCAAUAGAUGUAGUCAGGACCCGCCUCAUGAACCAAAGGAAAUUCAAAGAAAAUCUUAAGACAGAUACUUAUCUGUACCGAGGUACAGCCGAUUGCUUUUAUCACACUUUUAAAUAUGAAGGUUUCUGGGCUUUAUAUAAAGGUUUCAUUCCUACAUGGUUUCGAAUGGGGCCCUGGAACAUAAUUUUUUUCAUAACCUAUGAACAGCUCAAACAUCUAUACUGAAAAUCUUAUUUAAUUGCAUUUUUUUUGUACAGACAAAAGUAAUAUAUUUAUUUUAAUGUAAAUGACACAGUACACAGUAAAAUUAGCUUAUUGUGUGAAA
This is a messenger RNA of Coccinella septempunctata (seven-spotted ladybird), 1124 nucleotides long. RefSeq names its product mitochondrial uncoupling protein Bmcp (gene Bmcp). Gene Ontology annotation, biological process: mitochondrial transport. The record is from RefSeq and is a predicted model, not a curated record. Gene Ontology annotation, cellular component: mitochondrial membrane. Bases 146 to 1024 code for a protein of 292 amino acids. The transcript is spliced from 6 exons. NCBI's taxonomy places the organism in Eukaryota, Metazoa, Arthropoda, Insecta, Coleoptera, Coccinellidae.